AUGGGGUCGCUGGCCCGUGCCAUGAAGAACUCGCACAAACUUCGACAGAUGUUUCACAAGGCGUCAGCCAGUGCCGUUGAGAAUCUGGAGGCCAAGCUCCAAACCUUGGUGUCUUUCCGCUACGCUCCCCAGAGAUUUAAUUCUGUGUUGGAGAUUGCGCAGCUGGUGGUGCUUCAUGUUCGUCCGCUGAUCCACACGCUGGUGCAGAUUAAAAUUACUGAGCCCAAGAAGGUCAAAUGGUGCGAGCGAAUGCUCAGAUUCUUUACUGGACCAAAACUUCUUCUCCUUGCAAUGAUUGCUGAGCUUGCGGCAUCAGCAGCCCGCUACAAUCAUCGUUACGAUAAUGUCGGAGGACAACCCACGCAGGUGUCCAGAUCCGCGUAUUGGUACGCGACGCUCGCUGACGAGCUUGAGAGACUCUUUGGGUUCUCGCAAGGGGAACCGUUAGUCCUGGCGCCUCAAUAUUCAAAAGGGUUUGUUAGCAUCUUGCGCAGCUCCUAUGAUGUUCUCGUCGAUGAAUCCGUGGUGACAGGAGGCCAUCUGCAGUUCUACAGGUCGGGUCUGCGCACUGAAGACAAUCUGCGAAAACGUAUAGCCGCAGAGCUGGGUUCCAUACAAAAUGUAGUCAAGAUUUAUCUGGCCGCUUUGCAUCCGGGUGAUCACAGCGUUGCAUCUGCUCUUCGUCCGUUUGACACGGAGCACUGGCUGGAAAACUUCUCGGACGAGCCAACGACCUUCCAGCCCUUGGCCGAGAUUCUGGAAGCAGAUGUGAACGGUGUGACUGAUCAAGCGUGGCUUCAAGCUGCCAAGCAUUGGUCGGACAAGCUUCCAUUGCUGAGAGAGGUUGCCUUUGCGGCUGCCACUUUCGCGUCCACGAGUGAGAUCGAGCAGCAGUUUUCCUUGGUGCAGAUGCUCAGUCUUCCCCCUGCGGAAUUUGUUGCAUGCCAUCAAGUGGACGGCUCUGCAGUUGGCCGGUACGUACCUUCAGAUCAUUGCUUCCAAACGCAACGUGCUUUCUUGCAACUUUAUGGUGGUGGGAAGAACGUAUCAAAAUCCAGCCUCCCCAAGCGCAUCCAGAAGCGCAAGCAGCAGGAUGAGCAGGCAGCCGACAGCAGCGCCCGUGUGUCAAUGGUGGGCCUGAAAAGGCAGAGACAAGUUCAGCUCAAGAAUUUGCAGCCAGCCACUGAUGUUGCCGAUCUGGAGCAGCUCCAAACUGCAGCCGCAGCGAGCUCAGCUGAUCGAAAGGGGGCGAAGCAUGAGAAGCUGGCAAAACGGCUGCGAAAUCUGCAGAAAAAGCCGCACGGGAAGAAGCAGCUCUUCAAGGAAGAUGCGCUCCCUUUUGGCAGGCCAACCUCCGCAACCGAGAAGCUCCAGAAACAUUUGGAGCGGGAAAGGGCCAUGAAAGCUGAGCUGCAGCAGAUGCAGCUGACUGAGCUGCGGUGCGUUUCGGAAGGCCAGCCGAACCUUCAGCCAGGCAACAUUUGUGUCGUGGCCAUGACGGCUGUAGAUGGCGAGGCUAUUGAAACAACUCUCGGUUUGAGGGCGUAUGUGUGGGAGAACAGCACGGAGCAGCUUCGGUUUCUGAUCCACUUCGAGGUGCUCUGGUAUGCCUCCAGCGAGGAGUUGGAAGAGGCGAUGACUUUGGGACCGCGCAAGAAUGCAGACAUGUCUUCUUUUGUCUUGGGGCCGGUAGACCCAGUUCAUGGCGACUUCGGACCGCUUGGAAAGAUGUNNUGCUUUGUGCUGGUGUCCGAUUCUGUGAUGGCCCAGCCUGAGACUUUGAAGCAUCUUGUUGAAAAGGCCUCGAAGGAAGGCAAACUGG
Molecule: messenger RNA, 1822 nt
Organism: Symbiodinium pilosum
Lineage: Eukaryota; Dinophyceae; Suessiales; Symbiodiniaceae
Source: the annotation of a GenBank genome assembly